GUUGUAUUCCUAGUGACUGUUUAUUGACUUUGGAUUUAUUCUUACAAUUACAGGACUUUGUUUUUCUAACAUUUGAAGAUGGAUAUACUGCAAGAAUUUGUAAGACCUGCGACAUACUUACAGAAAAGGAGUCGCCAAUUACUAGCUUUGAGGGACUCAUUCCAGGAGCUCGAGUUCUUGCAAGAUGGUCAGACAACAAAUUUUAUAAUGCCACUGUAGAUCACAUUGGGUUCUGUGACCAAAAGCAGGACCCGAGAAAGGGUGCAAAGAAGGACAUAAAAAGAAAUUAUGCAUCUGCUGAAUCAUUUUAUAACCAGAAUCGGGUCGCUUCUGCACCAGCUGAACAUGGUCCUUCCUCUGCACUAACCCAGCCUCUGUCUCCAGGAUUGCCACCAACCCAACAUCAAUCUGUGCAAUUACCAUGCUCUGUUAAGCCUUUUAAUCCACAGACCAUGACACCAUCUGAGUAUUGUAAUCAAGACCAGCCAGGUUUAUUAGAUUUAGAUGAACAUCAAAGACAAACCAUUACACAUAAUUCAACCCCAAAAGAAACAUUUUUGGGGCUUCUGUAUAACCCGUCUAUACCUCACCCCUCAGCUGAAGUUACAAUUCAGGAUGACCAGCUUGGGUUAGAGCCUGAGGAGGAGUAUGAAGAUCCCACAGUCAGAUCACAGAAUGCUUCCUAUGAAAAUGAACAAUGGGAGCCAUGUGAAACAUGCAAGCUGGAGGUACAGGCAUUACUUAAAGAGAAUAAGAUGAUGAAAGAUGUGCUUUCCAGCAUGAAUCUUGAACACCUACAGGCACUCAGAGACUUUAUAGAUAAGAUGGAAGACUACAAAUCACGUGAAAGUGGGGUGCUGAUGCCUCAAACCAGACCUGGCCAACAAGAACUUUACCCAGACAGUGGGCUGCUCUUGUCCUCUACCAAACUAGCAGCUAUUCACCAAGAGUCAAAGAAGGACUGUCUUUGUCUUUUCCAUCUACUGUUUGAUCAGUUCUUCACUCAUGAAGAAUGUUCAAACUCUGUAGCAUUUGGAAAGCAUGGCAAAGUCCCAGAGGGCAAGACAAUUUUGGAUUAAAGUAAAUGGAAUACUAAGUCAGUUCCUAAAUCCUUUUUAUCAAAUGUGUCAACUUCAUGUUCCAUACAUUUAAUCUAAUGUUUGGUCAUGUUAUAGGCACAAUGGGAUUAAAAGUAUAGUUACAGUAUUUCCCUUGACCAGUUCAUGUAACAUUUUCCCUUUUUCCCCAAUUGUAGCUUAUGUCAUGAGCUGCGGCAAAUGUCAUGGAUGGAAACCAGUUGAAAAGUCAAAGCUGAAGAAAGCCCUUAUAAACAAGUGUCGCAUGAGAUCAACUUAAAUGUUUAUGUAAUUGUAGUGUUACAUCAAUGAUGUUGUGUCAUUUAUUGGUCUUUUAUUUUGCUGUUUCUGUAUUUAAGUAUCUAAAUGUAGCUGUGCUGCAGUCUAGAAUUAUUUUUUAUUUUUUUUUUUUUUUUAAAUGCUGCUUAUAAAGUGUAAAAAAGAAACAAUAUAUAUUUUAGUUUGAUAUUGUA
Molecule: messenger RNA, 1549 nt
Organism: Megalobrama amblycephala (Wuchang bream)
Lineage: Eukaryota; Metazoa; Chordata; Actinopteri; Cypriniformes; Xenocyprididae
Exons: 2
Coding region: 453-1079 (208 amino acids)
Source: RefSeq, a predicted model, not a curated record